CGUACGGUUCGUCUCUCUCUUCAUCUCUAUCUCGCGUCCCUCGCGUCGAAGUUGAAGGAGGUAUAGCGACCAUCCGGUUGAUCGGGUCAACACUCAAGUCCGUGUUGCAUUGUAGAUGCCUUGGCAAGACGAGAGAAUAAAUGUGGACAACAGUAGCACUAGCGAACUUCAUGCGAUCCAGAGCGCUGGGAGCAGAGGCUGGGGAGCAGAGGCUGGGGAGCAGGCCCAAGCCCUGUUCUUGGGUUCGACGGGACCAUGUAACGCUGCUCUCUGCACCUAUACUGCACUGUAACUAUUUCGCAUGUUGGGGUUUUGUUGGAAACAGGCAGUACUCAGUACUCCGGACGUUUUGCCCUCGCACUCGACCACUUUUCGUGACAAGGGCUCGGCGGGGAAGGGCCAAAGGCAGCGAGAAAUGUCGGGGGUUUUCCGUGAUGGCGAGAGGGGGCCACUUUGGAUGUCAGCCUGAUAAGACUGAGUGGGAAAGAUCUACGCUGUCGAGGAGUUGCAAGACCCUGCCUAGGUCUCAAUGCGGCCUCAAUAGGCGAAGAUUGUGGAGAAUGAGCAGUUGGAUUUGGUGGUCCACCAGUUGACCGUAGUAUGACUGUCCGAACUGUAGGUGUGGUCAAUUUCAGAAUGGAGGUAU
Molecule: messenger RNA, 646 nt
Organism: Colletotrichum phormii
Lineage: Eukaryota; Fungi; Ascomycota; Sordariomycetes; Glomerellales; Glomerellaceae
Exons: 1
Coding region: 141-593 (150 amino acids)
Source: RefSeq, a predicted model, not a curated record